Argentina anserina (silverweed cinquefoil) is the source of this 845-nucleotide messenger RNA. Its product is annotated as putative germin-like protein 2-1. NCBI's taxonomy places the organism in Eukaryota, Viridiplantae, Streptophyta, Magnoliopsida, Rosales, Rosaceae. The transcript is spliced from 2 exons. The record is from RefSeq and is a predicted model, not a curated record. Gene Ontology annotation, cellular component: cell wall. Bases 8 to 667 code for a protein of 219 amino acids. Gene Ontology annotation, molecular function: manganese ion binding.
CUCUAUAAUGGCAAACCAAAUUUUGGUAUUGGCAGUCUUGACCAUGACAUCAUUGACAUGUACUCUGGUCAUUGCAUUUGAGCCUAGUCCAUUGCAAGAUUUCUGCGUAGCUGACACGACUAGCUCAGUACCAAGAGUGAAUGGCCUACCUUGCUUGGACUCCAAGCUAGCGCAAGCCGACCAUUUCUUCUUCGGAGGGCUUCACAUUGCCGGAAAUACCUCAAACCCUCUCGGAGUUAGAAUCACCCCAGUCAAUGUGGCCCAAAUUUCAGGACUCAACACCCUCGGAAUCUCACUGGCCCGCAUUGACUAUGCACCGUGGGGUGUUACCCCUCCUCACACCCAUCCUCGUGCCACCGAAAUUCUAACAGUCUUGGAGGGCACUGUUGCUGUUGGGUUUGUGACUUCUAAUCCUGACAACAAGCUCAUUUCUAAGGUGCUUAACAAGGGUGAUGUGUUUGUUUUCCCUGUGGGACUAGUUCACUACCAGCAAAAUGUGGGUAAUGGAACUGCAGUGUCACUCUCCUCUCUGAGCAGCCAAAACCCUGGAGUCAUCACAAUUGCUAAUUCAGUUUUUGGAGCGAAUCCUUCAAUUUCGGAUGAUGUUCUGGCCAAGGCUUUCCAGGUGGACAAAUCCAUAAUUAGUGAUCUUCAAAUAAAAUUUUAGAUGAUCUUGUAGAAGAGAGAUUUGAAUUUGUAUCAUUAUUCAGUACUAUGUAGUACCUACGUACCUACCCUUUCGUUUAUGUCUCUGAUUUUGCUUUGAUGAGUACUCAGAAGUCAGAACUUAGAUUAGUAAUAGUCUGUACCCUAAUCUCCUCGAAAAUGUGUGUACUGUACUUUGA